AUGCCUUCAAACAACGCUGCAUGGCUAGUCACGGCAAAGACGUCACCAUUCGAGGUCAAGGAAGCUCCCCUCCCUGAAGUUACACCAGGCCACAUCCUCGUCAAGAACUCAGCUGUCGCCAUCAACCCCGUCGACAUUGCAAACCAACACGUCGGUAUCUUCAUUGCUGAAUCGCAAUACCCCGUCAUCCUCGGUGAAGAUGUCGCAGGCACUGUGGAGUCAGUCGGCUCUGAUGUCACCAACUUCCAGCCUGGCGACAGAGUCCUGGGCUACGCUACUUCACUCGCCAGCAAAGACAAUGCAAACAGCGCUUUCCAGGAGUAUACAUUGAUUCGAGCCGACUGUGCCUCCAAGAUCCCCGAGGGUCUGUCAUUUGAGCAGGCUGCUGUUCUGCCCCUCUCUGUCGCUACCGCUGGGUGGGCUUUGUUUGGCGAUGCGACACUCAAGUUGAAGUUUCCCAGUCUCAACCCUGAGCCUACUGGUGAGACAGUCCUCAUCUGGGGCGGCGCUGCCAGUGUUGGUGGAACUGCAAUUCAGCUCGCCAAAGCAGCGGGUUACGAAGUCAUCACCACCGCAUCCACCAAGAACCAUGAAUACGUCAAGAGCCUCGGUGCCGACCACGUCUUUGAUUACAAGUCCCCUCAUGUUACAAAGGAUAUCUGCUCGCUUUUCAUGAGCAAGAAGCUUGCCGGCGCAUUGGAAGCCAGCGGCAGUGAAGAAGCCAUGAACAGUGCCAGCCAAUCCAUUGCCCACGGCGACGGUUUGCGCAAGGUUAUUUGUGUGCGCGGUCCUCAAUCGCAGCUGCCAGAGGUCAAGAUGCAGCCGAUCAUGUCAACAAGCAUCAUCGGAACACCAGUUUCAAAGGCUGUUUUCGGAGAUUACAUACCUGAGGCUUUGGAACAGGGCAAGUUCAAGGCGGUUCCGGAAGCGGAAGUUGUUGGAAAGGGCUUGGAGGCUGUUCAGUUGGGUAUUAAUACCUUGGCCAAGGGUGUUUCAGCAAAGAAGAUUGUUGUUAGUCUGUAG
Messenger RNA from Fusarium pseudograminearum CS3096, 1023 nucleotides. RefSeq lists its product as uncharacterized. The record is from RefSeq and is a predicted model, not a curated record. Lineage: Eukaryota; Fungi; Ascomycota; Sordariomycetes; Hypocreales; Nectriaceae. The transcript has a single exon. Gene Ontology annotation, molecular function: oxidoreductase activity, acting on NAD(P)H. Bases 1 to 1023 code for a protein of 340 amino acids.